This is a messenger RNA of Pipistrellus nathusii (Nathusius's pipistrelle), 2838 nucleotides long. Lineage: Eukaryota; Metazoa; Chordata; Mammalia; Chiroptera; Vespertilionidae. The record is from the annotation of a GenBank genome assembly.
AUGGCCGCGCACGGGAAGCUGCGCCGGGAGCGGGGGCUGCAGGCCGAGUAUGAGACGCAAAUAAAAGAGAUGCGCUCGCAGCUGAGCGAGCAGUUGCGCUGCCUGGAGCUGCAGGGGGAGCUGCGGCGGGAGCUGCUGCAGGAGCUGUCAGAGUUCAUGCGGCGCAGGGCCGAGGUGGAGCUGGAGUACUCCAGGGGCCUGGACAAGCUGGCCGAGCGCUUCUCCGGCCGAGGAGGCCGCCUGGGGGGCAGCAGCCGCGAACACCAAAGCUUCCGGAAGGAGCCGACCCUCCUGUCGUCCUUGCACUGCUGGGCCGUGUUGCUGCAGCAGACGCGGCAGCAGAGCCGGGACAGCGCGGCCCUCAGCGAGGUGCUGGCCGGGCCGCUGGUCCAGCGCCUGAGUCACAUUGCGGAGGAUGUGGGGCGGAUAGUCAAGAAGAGUAAGGAUCUGGAGCAGAAGCUACAGGAAGACCUCCUGGAGGUGGUGUCUGAGCUGCAGACGGCCAAGAAGACAUACCAGACUUACCACAUGGAGAGCAUGAACGCUGAGGCCAAGCUCCGGGAAGCUGAGCGGCAGGAGGAGAAGCGGGCUGGCCGUAGUCCUGCUCCUGCCACAGCCACAGCCACCACCGAGGCAGGGCCCCUGCGCAAGACCUCUGUCAAGAAGGGAUCCCGGCUGGUAGAAAAGCGUCAGGCCAAGUUCUUGGAGCACAGACUGAAGUGCACAAAGGCACGCAACGAGUACCUGCUCAGCCUGGCCAGCGUCAACGCCGCAGUCAGCAACUACUACCUGUAUGAUGUCUUGGACCUCAUGGACUGCUGCGACACAGGGUUCCACUUGGCCCUGGGGCAGGUGCUCCGGAGUUACACGGCUGCCGAGAGCCGCACCCAGGCCUCACAGAUGCAGGGCCUGGGCAGCCUGGAGGAGGCGGUGGAGGCCCUAGAUCCUCCAGGGGACAAGGCCAAGGUGCUGGAGGUGCACUCAGUGGCCUUCUGCCCCCCGCAGCGUUUUGACUACCAGCCCCACGAGGGGGAUGAGGUGACUGAGAUCCGGGUGGAGGUGGAGCUGCGGGACGAGAUUCUGCCCAGAGCCCAGAAUAUCCAGAGCCGCCUGAACGGACAGACCAUAGAGACAGAGGAGGUGAACAAGACGCUGAAGGCCACACUCCAGGCCCUGCUGGAAGUGGUGGCAUUGGAGGAUGGGGACAUGCUUGACUCCUUCCAGGCCAGUCCCUCCACUGAGUCCCUCAAGUCCACCAGCUCCGACCCAGGAGCUCGGCAGGCGGGCCGGAGGCGGGGCCAGCAACAGGAGACCGAAUCCUUCUACAUCAUGAAGCUCAAGGAGUAUCUGAGUGGACGGAGCAUCCUUGCCAAGCUGCAGGCCAAGCACGAGAAAUUGCAGGAGGCCAUUCAGCGAGGUGACAAGGAGGAGCAGGAGGUGCCAUGCGCCCAGUACACACAGAGAAAACUCCAGAAGAGCCGCCACCCCCGCCCCAGCUCCCGGUAUUACCAUAAACUCUUCGGGGGAGACAUGGAGAAGUUUAUCCAGAGCUCAGGCCAGCCCGUGCCCCUGGUGGUGGAGAGCUGUGUCCGAUUCAUUAACCUCAACGGCCUGCAGCACGAGGGCAUCUUCCGAGUGUCGGGGGCCCAGCUCCGCAUCUCAGAGAUCCGCGAUGCUUUUGAGAGAGGGGAGGACCCCCUGGUGGAGGGCUGCUCGGCCGGAGACCUGGAUUCGGUGGCGGGGGUCCUGAAGCUCUAUUUUCGGAGCCUGGAGCCCCCCCUCUUCCCCCCAGACCUGUUCCUGGAGCUUCUGGCUUCUGCGGAGCUGGAGGCCCUGGAGGAGCGGGUGGAGCUGGUGAGCCGCCUCCUGGCACAGCUGCCCGGGCCGGUGCUGGUGGUACUGCGCUACCUCUUCACCUUCCUCAGCCACCUGUCCCAGUAUAGUGAUGAGAACAUGAUGGACCCUUACAACCUGGCUGUGUGCUUUGGGCCGACGCUGCUGCCCGUGCCCCCUGGGCAGGACCCUGUGGCCUUGCAGGGCCAGGUGAACCAGCUGGUGCAGACGCUCAUUGUGCAGCCCGCACGGGUUUUCCCGCCCCUCGCCCAGCUGCCAGGCCCUGUCUACGAGAAGUGCAUGGCACCGCCCUCCGCCAGCUGCCUGGGGGACACCCAGGUGGAGGGUCUGGCAGGUGAGAACGAGCCGGAACUGGAAGCUGGGACUCCGGUCCAGGAGGAUGUCCUGGAGGGCAUCGUGGAGGCGGUGGCCUGCUUCGCCUACACGGGCCGCACGGCCCAAGAGCUGAGCUUCCAGCGCGGGGACGUGCUGCGGCUGCACGAGCGGGCCUCAGAGGACUGGUGGCGGGGCGAGUGCGCGGGCACCUGGGGGCUCAUUCCGCACAAGUACAUCACACUGCCCGAGGGAGCAGAGAAGCACGCGGUGGGCCCGGGGCUGCAGGCUGGGGAGCUGCUGAGCAGUGCGGAGGGUCUCCCGGCUGCGGAGACCACCCAGAGGCCGGAGCUCUGUACCCCACCUGCGGGCUCAGCUGGGCACAGACGGCACUGCUUGGUCCCAACCUCCCCAGACCGACAUGUGGAGGUGGAUAAGGCUAUGGCGCAGACCAUGGACUCCGUGUUCAAGGAGCUCUUGGGAAAGACGGCCGUCCGCCAGGGCCUGGGGCCAGCAUCCACCAGCUCUCCCAGCCCGGGGCCCCGCAGCCCGAAGAUUCUAGGCGGUGGCCGCCUGGGCAAGAACAAAGGCUUCUCUCGCAGCCCCGGAGCGCCGGCCUCACCCUCAACGUCCCAGCCCCCGGGCCUAGACUCACCCCUUAAGCCACACUGA